AUGAGCGACACUUCAAAACCUGACAAAGAUGCAGUGGCUUCAGUGUCUGUCAUUGAUGUGGUUACGCCAAAAGAUGAGAAAUCAUCUGUGCAAACGAUCCCGAUUUCAAAUAAUUCGGAGACAGAAAGUGAUACCACUGCACUGGUCACUGUUCCACUGAGCUUCAAGCUUCUGUCGAUUCUCAUGGUCUCGGCUAUUGGCUUUGGCUCGUCUUGGAGCAGUGGUAUCACAGGCGCAAUGAAGACAGCAUUGAAGAAGGGACUGAAAAUCAACAACACUGAAUACGCGCUUCUUGACGCAAGCGAGGACUUCAUGAAGACUGCUCUUGUCAUGGUUUCUGGUGUUGUGACGGAUCGCAUUGGAGGCGCGAAAGAAGCAAUACUUUAUGGCAAUGCCAUCUACUCUAUUGGCUCGAUCUUAGUAGCAGCUGCAACGACAGUACGCAACUACAAGUUCAUGAUCUUUGGUCAAAUUGUCCUUUCGCUUGGAGACAUUGCAACCCAAAUUGCGCAAUAUAAAAUAUUUUCAAGUUGGUUUCCACCGAGUCAUGGAUUCGCGUCAACUCUUGCCUUGGAGCUGGCAAUCGGUAAGAUUAGUGGCUUUGUUGGUAAAUCAACUGCCAAUAUCAUCUCGGAGAGGACAGGCGAUUUCUCUUGGGUUUUCUGGACAGCUGUCUUCAUGAACCUCUUCACGAACGUCAUGACUGGCAUGUCUGAUCCCGCCACAGGUGAGGUUCUCACAGAGAAGAACAAGAAAUUUGAGUUGAGAAGAGUGCUGGAGCUCCCCUGGACAUUCUGGGGUAUCAUGCUGUUCACUUUAUUUGAGACCAGUGAUGCGAUUGUUUUUACGGCAAAUGCUACAGAACUGGCGCAACUACGGUUUGGGACAGAUGCCAUUACCGCUGGCUGGUGCUCUAGUCUCCUCCAAUACGCAGGGUUCUUCGUUGUUCCUUGCGUUGGCAUUUUUGUCGAUAUAUAUGGAAACAGACUUAUUCUCCUGGUCGUAUGUGGUGCAGGCGUAUUGCUGUCCAUGUGCCUUGUCAAUUGGGCAACUACAGCUCAGGGAACAGCAGCGGCAUUUGUUUUCGGAUCUGUCUAUGCAAUCAAAAUCACAUUGAAUAAUGCACAAAACAUCAUUGUUCGUAUUCUCACCGGCGUUCUUCAAGACGACUCCCCAGCCUCGAAUCCAUACUUAAAGGUCACUCCUGUCUACGUGGUGCUAUCAGCCGGCUCCUUCGUUGUUUCGGCUCUGUUACUAGGCAUCUUUCUUGUUGCAAAGGGGGCAAAGGGGGCAAAGAGUAGUAUAUAUGUUGACAUUGCUCGUUUGCAAUGGACGAGGAAGCAAAGGAUCAGAAAUGGCGAAGCGAUCAAGGAACGCGGAAUGGCAGUGGGACUUGGAGAAGAGAAGGGUGCAAGAAUUGAGCAUACAAGAGAGAGGACACGAAUGAAGACCAUCAGUAUGGCGGCAUUUGGUAUCUUGUGCUUCUGGAUUCUAGGAAGCUGGACAGCCUAUUUCUGGGGUGUGGCAACAGAACAUAACGACUGA
Molecule: messenger RNA, 1545 nt
Organism: Mollisia scopiformis
Lineage: Eukaryota; Fungi; Ascomycota; Leotiomycetes; Helotiales; Mollisiaceae
Product: MFS general substrate transporter
Exons: 9
Coding region: 1-1545 (514 amino acids)
Biological process (GO): transmembrane transport
Molecular function (GO): transmembrane transporter activity
Source: RefSeq, a predicted model, not a curated record